This is a messenger RNA of Branchiostoma floridae (Florida lancelet), 1991 nucleotides long. RefSeq names its product mediator of RNA polymerase II transcription subunit 17-like. The coding region runs from base 36 to 1907 and encodes 623 amino acids. Lineage: Eukaryota; Metazoa; Chordata; Leptocardii; Amphioxiformes; Branchiostomatidae. Gene Ontology annotation, molecular function: transcription coregulator activity. The record is from RefSeq and is a predicted model, not a curated record. Gene Ontology annotation, cellular component: mediator complex; core mediator complex. Gene Ontology annotation, biological process: regulation of transcription by RNA polymerase II. The transcript has 13 exons.
UAAAUGUGUAAGGACAUAGACUAGUCGAAGGCAACAUGGCGUCGGAUGUCCGAGUUAGUGUGGAAGCCUUGCAAGAAAACCAAGUUCAGGAGGUUUCUCUAGAUGGACAGGAGACAUACGUGCAACCACUGUCUAUGUCAGAGAAUCUGGCCAAGUUGGCCCACAGGAUCGACUUCUCCCAGGAGGACUCAGAUGGAGAGGUCCAACUGGAGCCAGGUGAGGAGGAGGAGGAAGAGGAGGAGGAGAGGAAGAAACAAGAAGCUCACUGGCCAUGGGAGUCUAUCAGGGAUAAGCUCAGGACAUCCUUGGUGGAGACCAAUGUGCUUCUAGAUGUACUGAAAAUAGCCAAGGACAAGAAGUACAUGGUGUUAGACCCAGUGUCACAAGAGCCUCAGCCUUCCAAACCAGUCUUGCAGUAUGUGGCCAAAAAAGAGAGCCUAUCGGGGGCUGCGGAUAUCCUACAGAAAGGAGCGGAUCGCCUGGCCAAGUCUCAGGCAGAGUUCAGCAGUGGCAGCCGUGGACAGGGGGACUUCCACAGGGAGCUCCUAAAACUCAGGCAGUACUGGAGGCUGCGACGGGCAGGCAAUAACAUUCUAGGGGACCUCAGCUUCAAGUCUGCUGGUUCCCACUACUGGCACUCCGGAGUGUUUGAAGUUGUGAAGACAACAGAGGAGGGAAUGGCACCAGGGAGCAGUCCGCUGGAAGUUCGCAUCCCAAGUGACCUGGAGGGCAACGCCUACAUACAGGUGGUCAUAGAGGACCAGUUAGAAACCAUUAUUGCAGUGAAGGCAGCCUUGUUACCCAACAGUCGCAGGGAGGCUGCCCCCGGUGAGCCACCGUGGAACGUCAAACUAGAGGCCGCACAGAACGUCUUAUUCUGCAAGGAGCUGUUCGCACAGCUGGCUAGGGAAGCUGUGCAGAUGAAGUCCACCAUCCCCCACCUUGUAGUAGGGAACCAGAUAACUUCACAGAUCUUUCCUGGAGUACAGCUGAGCAUUGCUCUGUGCCACAACACUGUGGAGGAGGAUUCAAAGGAUGAUACAACCUCCCCCCAGAGAUGCCAGCACAACCACGUGUUGGAACACGCCCUGCACCAGAUGUUACGGGAGGUCCACCGGAGUAACCUGAACCCCGCCCCUCCCCACCCGGUGACCGCGCCCUUCAGCAGCAGUAAGAAGCGGCGGGUGGCGGGUCCGCAGGGCCUCGACAGGAAACAGUGCACCCAGCUGCAGGAGACAGAGGGGCUGCUGGAGAGGCUGGAGAAACAGGCCAAGCACACCCUCCUCAGGGCCAGAAUAUUGGACAUGAUUGACAAGCUGGCCCAGGAGGUUAACGACCCCUGUCUGCAGGCCCACGUCAGCAGUAUUGGCACCAGUACGGAGUCUUCUGUCCGUAUCAUCAUCACAUCACCAGGCUAUGAGCAGAUCUGCAAAACCAUGCUGCACGUCAACAUAGGCGUGGAAGAUGUCAAGGUCGUUUCCAAGGACGGCAAGGUCAUCACCCUGUCCUAUGACGAGCAUGAACUGAGGGACCUGCUACUUCACCAGGCUUGUCAGCACCAAGUCAACACAGUCCAGUCCCUGAGUAAGAUGAUGGGGUGGCAGAUACUACACCUGAGUAACCAUGUAGGGACAGGACCUGUUGAGAAACUGGGGAAUGCCUCGGGGAUCAUGAUGGCUUCCCCUAAGGGAGAUAGGGUGAUCUCUGUUCGGAACAGCCCGUCGUUGGGGCCGCUGGUCUCCGUGCAGUUGACGAGGCAGAAGGGGUGUGAGACGUGGAGGAGUGAUGUCAUCAAGGACACAAAGUGGGACCAGGUGGGGGGCAGCUUCAAACCAGUGCAGUGGGACAAGGCCAAGGGCAGGAACUUUGUCAACAAGAUUGAGCUACUGAUGGGGUGUUUAACAUGAUUUUUGUGUGGCUGUGGAGAGCUCAUACUCUCUGUAUAGUGUAACUGUCAUUUGUACAUGUAUGGAAGGCCAAACUUAUUAUUU